Molecule: messenger RNA, 1253 nt
Organism: Paramuricea clavata
Lineage: Eukaryota; Metazoa; Cnidaria; Anthozoa; Malacalcyonacea; Plexauridae
Source: the annotation of a GenBank genome assembly
AUGUAUCCGGCCGAAACGAAUGAUAAAUCUGGGUGUCAUCUGCAUACGUAUGUGCAUUGGGAAGAUGUUUGUCAAUAACCUUAAAUAACCCAGCCACAUAGAGUAUGAAGAGGACAGGGCCAAGGCAGCUACCCUGCGGAACUCCCGAUUGAAGAUUGAAAACUUCCGAUUCAUGGUCUUUAAUUAAAAUUGUUUGUUUUCUCUCGGAUAAAUAAGAUGUUAGCCAUUUGAGGGCAUUUCCAGUUACGCCAAAGUCUUUUUCAAGUGUCUCCAGUAAGAUAACAUGGUCGAUAGUAUCAAAUGCGGCACUUAGGUCGAUAAGCACAAGAAGCGUAACCUCCUGACGAUCCAUACUGAGGAGAAUGUCGUUCUGACUUUUAGUAAACUGUCGUCAUCUUCGUUCCCUAUAGCAUGGAAAGAGGCAGAAGUUAUCCCUUUGUUAAAGGAUGGAAACCACGAGGAAGCAUCAAAUAACCGCCCACUUUCUCUACUUACCUUUCUUUCGAAAAUUUGUGAAAAAGUCGCCUUGAAUCAAUUUGGUUCUUAUCUAAUGAAGAACAAAAAAUUGUCAACCCACCAGAGCGGGAACAAGAAACAUCACUCAUGCGAAACAUUGAAUCUUUUGACCGGAGAUACUAUCCUAAAGGCCAUGGAUGGGGAAUUGGUUACUGCACUGAUUCUAAUAGAUCUAUCUAAAGCUUUCGACAGUGUAAAUCAUACUUUUCUCCUUACAAAACUUAGCAACGUCGGGGCUUCUCCAAGCGUUGUAAAAUGGUUUGAGAGUUACUUGACCGGAAGAACUCAAUCAGUCAGAAUUGGAUCAACUGUGUCUACUCCUCUCCCUGUUUCUUAUGGUGUACCACAGGGUGCAAUUUUAUCACCUUUACUUUUUAGUAUUUAUAUUAACGAUUUGCCCUCAUCAGUCCACCAUAGUAAACUUGAAUCGUACGUGGACGACUCCAAGAUAUUACUAUCUUUCACUGUGGCUAACGUGGACUGUUUAAAGCAACAACUUGAGGAAGACUUGUAUUUGAUUGCAAACAGUUGUUCCGAAAAUGAAUUGCUUAUUAACCCGGGAAAGACCAAAUACAUGCUGAUUGGCACACGGCAAAACCUACAACAACUUCCCGUAGAUAUGACCAUAAACUUCCUCAACGAGACUAUUACCCCCGUCUCCUUUGCCAAAGAUCUAGGAAUGACAAUCGACUCUUAUUUGACAUAUGACCAGCACAUCACCAACCUGGUUUCCUCAU